Molecule: messenger RNA, 213 nt
Organism: Sporothrix brasiliensis 5110
Lineage: Eukaryota; Fungi; Ascomycota; Sordariomycetes; Ophiostomatales; Ophiostomataceae
Exons: 1
Coding region: 1-213 (70 amino acids)
Source: RefSeq, a predicted model, not a curated record
AUGAGGGAACCACCAAAGUCCCGAGGAUUGGCACAGGCACGGACAUCACCGUCUGUCACAGAGAGCACAACACCUUUACGCAUACAAGCCCAGGCCCGCCUUAAAGACAAGACGCGGCGUGAAAUCUCGGAGCGCCGCCAGGUAGGCGACGCCGAGACGCUGGUUCACCAGCAGGGGUCAUCGUCGCGCGGCGGCGACGACAAUGAGCUAUGA